CGAUGGCGGAGUUGGAUCGAUCCUCUAGUGUCUGGGAAGGCGGAGGGUUCCCAGAGUGGGAGGUCCUGGCCCACCCUGCGAGGGCGGCGACGGGACGGCCAGCAGUGUGGCCGAGCUCCGGGUCUUAGCGGGGCGGCCGCCUGCCUCUCCUUAGAAAGUGGCCGCGAAGUCGGCACGCCGGGCCUCCCACGUUUCACUGUCCUGUUCCCCCGCACAUCACCCCAACUGCAGAACGAGCUGGGUCCCAGCUGAGAUCUUUAGAGGGAGUGGUGUGUGCCAUUUACGUUUUCUGUAGCUCUGAGGUCCCCUCACGCGUCCCCAGCCAGAGGGCCAUCGUUUUCUUGAGAAAAGCGUUACACCCGUUUUAGUUAGACGGGAGUUCACAAUGGGAAGUGCUUUGAGAUUACAGACAUCCUGCCAGAAUGAUUUCUUCAAAGCCCAGACUUGUCGUACCCUAUGGCCUCAAGACUCUGCUCGAGGGAGUUAGCAGAGCUGUUCUCAAAACCAAACCAUCAAACAUCACCCAAUUUGCAGCAGUUUAUUUUAAAGAACUUAUUGUGUUUAGAGAAGGGAAUAAUUCUCUGGAUAUAAAAGAUCUGGUUAAACAAUUUCAUCAGCUUAAAGUAGAGAAGUGGUCAGAAGGAGCGACACAGGAGAAGAAACCAGAAUUUGUAAAAGAACCAGAAGGAACGCCUGUAGUUUGCCAAGAACCUACACGGAUGGAAAAAUCCACGUACACAGAGGAGGACAAUAUAAGUGGACCACAGUUUAGCAACAAGACCACCCAGUUUCCAUUAUUUAAUACUGAGUUCCCACAGACUGAGGGGACAACUGAAGCAGUUAAUGGUCCUUCUUCCAAACCAGUCACCCCCAAGACUACCACCCCACCCUCAUCACCAUCUCCAGCAGCUGUCUCAGCAGAGUUUGCCUAUGUCCCAGCUGACCCAGCUCAGUUUGCCACUCAGAUGUUAGGUAAUGUUUCAUCUAUUCAUUCUGAUCAAUCUGACAUUUUAAUGGUGGACGUGGCAACAAGUAUGCCUGUUAUUAACAAGGUACUGAGCUCAGAGAUUGAUGAAGAACUCGUGGUGACCACUCCUCUGUGUCCUGGAGAGGCAGUAUCUGUACAGGUUGUGAGCCAGACAUCUGUGCAGGUAGAUGUGGGUCCUGUACCUAAGGACUAUGAGGCUGAACUAUCAACGGCUUUCUCAAUCCCCUUGCAGGCUGAACAAGAUCCUCCUGCUUAUGAUCAAGCUCCUAAGGUCCCUUUGCAGGCUGAUUCUCAGGUUACAACAGCCCUUCGUAUAUCAUCUAUAUAUAACAAUCAGCCUGUCGCUGAAGGAAUUGUCUAUGUUGAGCAAAUACCAGAACAUAUAGUUAUCCCUUUUACUGAUCAAGUUGCUUGUCUGAAAGGAAAUGGGCAGUUACCACCAGUUAGUUCCAAACCUGUACAGUUGGAGGAGGAUGCAGAUUUUGAGUCCUCAAUAAAUAUGGAGGCAGAAGCUACCGUUCUGCUCUCCGACACCCGUUUGGAAGGUCAGCCCAAGGGAGCUGCAGAAUCCUUGGAUGCAGAGGGCUUUAUCAAAAUAGGCUCUGAACAAUCUCUGCAUGUUGAAGUGGAGAUCAUUUCCACAGACCCUGGGCAGAAGGAGACACAGGAGAACUCUGCACCCCAGGACACAGAGGGCAAACCUGUGCCCUCAGGGGACACUGCAGCAGUGUACUCAGUUGCACCCAUAAAGUCAUCUAGUGGCCCCUUCCCUCGUAUUCCAGAAGGCCUUACUGAGCCAGAAAUCGAACCCGAGGGGGAAGCAGUACCUGAACAGGUUUGAUGAGGCCAGCACUAGCAACAAGCGAAGCAGGACAACCACCACCAUAUUCUAACAUGUGGACCCUUUACUGUCUAACUGAUAUGAAUCAACAAAGUCGCCCAUCACCGCCACCAGCACCUGGGCCUUUCCCCCAAGCAAC
Molecule: messenger RNA, 1968 nt
Organism: Sciurus carolinensis (gray squirrel)
Lineage: Eukaryota; Metazoa; Chordata; Mammalia; Rodentia; Sciuridae
Gene: Cabyr
Product: calcium binding tyrosine phosphorylation regulated
Exons: 5
Coding region: 423-1829 (468 amino acids)
Biological process (GO): sperm capacitation
Cellular component (GO): cytoplasm; sperm fibrous sheath
Molecular function (GO): calcium ion binding
Source: RefSeq, a predicted model, not a curated record